AACAAACAGCUGCCUUAGUUCAACAACAUUUGUGUCGUGUUUUACUGCAAUAUGCAACAAAUGUUUUUCAAAUAAACAAAUUUACAUAAUUUUUAAAUUUAUUUAUAUUGUAUGUUUUUUUCUUUUAUGUUUAUAGUGAAAAUUUUCACUGGAAAUUAUAAAUAAUAAUACUAAACCAAUAAUAAUAAUAAAAAUAGUAGUUUAACAAAAAAAAAAUCAAAAUUUAUAUGUCUACACAAGAAAUUAUAAUGUUAACACCCGUAUCUACUACAACAGCCACAACAACAAAAACAACUGCAACUACAACAUCAGCAUCUACAACAACAUCAAAAUUAACACCAUUUGGUGGCUAUAAAAGCGAAAUGUUUCAAACAAAAAAACUGUCACAGUGUACGGCGGCGGCGGUGGCCAAAAAAGCAUCUGUGAAUUCGAAAAGUUUUCAAAAACUAAGCCCAGUUUGGCUGUGGUCGCUGUUAAUAAUAACUACAUUGCGUGUAACUUACAGUCAAGUUUGUGGCCCUCCUGCAGUUCCUCUUAAUGCAAAAGUGCAAACAGUGUCAGAUGGUUCUUCCAUUUUAGAAGCAAAAUACGAAUGUGAUUCGGGUUAUGAACUUUUUGGUCCCACGUCCAUUAAAUGCGAUUCCCGCACGGGCUGGGAAAAAGAAUUGCCCUUCUGUGGCACAAAUGUGGCGUACCGUAAGCCCGUUAAUCAAAGCUCCUAUACACGGGCUGGUCCCGCCCACUAUGCCAACGAUGGCCAGCCGGGCAAUAAAAAUCCCGAUGGCCAACAAUGUUCUGAAACACAAAAGGAACCCUCCCCCUGGUGGCGAGUAGAUCUAUUAACGCCACAAGCCGUCAGAGUUGUACGCAUAACCACCAGAGGCUGUUGCGGUCAUCAGCCUUUACAAGAUUUGGAAAUUAGAGUGGGCAACAGCAGUGCAGAUUUACAGAGAAAUCCUUUGUGUGCCUGGUAUCCAGGCACUUUAGAUGAGGGCAUUACCAAGACAUUUACUUGUGCUCGCCCUUUAGUGGGCCAAUAUGUGGCCAUACAAUUGGUGGGUGUCGAAGGCAGUCUUAGUUUAUGCGAAGUGGAAGUGUUUACCAAUGAUGAAUUUUCUGUUGACCGUUGCUUAAGUUCAAACUUGGCGGUGGACACUGUGUUGACGACUUUCUCCAAGACGUGUUAUGAAUUUCACGUAACAAAGGGAGAGAAUUUCGAAAAGGCCCAACAAAUGUGCACAACUACGGGUGGCAAUUUGGUGCACGAUUUUCGUGGAGCUGCCAACGAUUACAUACUGGCUGAAUUGGAACGACGCAAAUCGGAAUUGAAAACACAACUAGUCUGGAUUGGUGCACAAAAGGAGCCGGGAAUAACAUCACGCACUUGGAAAUGGGUGAAUGGUGAAGUUGUACAGAAACCAGCUUGGGGUAAAGAUCAACCCAAUAAUUAUAAUGGAGAACAAAAUUGCGUGGUAUUGGAUGGUGGCCGCAAUUGGUUGUGGAAUGAUGUGGGCUGUAAUCUGGAUUAUUUGCAUUUCAUAUGUCAGCAUGCACCACUAUCUUGUGGCUCACCAGAUUCCCAACAAAAUACAACAAUUGUUGGUAAAAACUAUACAAUUGACAGUGCGAUACAAUACAACUGCCCUAAGGGUCAUUCAUUAAUUGGUGAUGCAGAACGUACAUGUCGCACCGAUGGCACAUGGAGCGGAAAGGCACCCACUUGUAAAUAUGUCGAUUGCGGUCCAUUGCCUGUAUUAGAGCACGGUUCAGUGUUUCUGUCCGAACAGCGCACAAGUUAUGGUGUACAGGCCACUUAUAGUUGUCAUGAAAAUUAUACACUGAUUGGCAAUGAGAAUCGAACCUGUGAGCUGGAUGGUUGGACGGGCAAGCAGCCGGAAUGUUUGGUAGAUUGGUGUCCUGAACCACCAGAGAUACAAGGCGGCUCUGUGGUGGUGACCGACAAGAGAGCAGGCUCAACGGCCACCUAUGCAUGUGAAACUGGUUAUGUGUUGGUGGGAGAACCGGUUAUAUCUUGCGGCUUGGGAGGAGAAUGGUCAAGUAAGGCACCUUCCUGUCGUUUUGUGGAUUGUGGCUCUCCAGCCCGUCCUGAUCAUGGUGUGGCUGUAUUGAUAAAUUCCUCAACUACUGUGGGCUCUAUGGUAAAAUAUGAAUGUGAAGAUGAUUAUUGGCUGGAUGGUCCUUCUGAUCUGUUCUGCACUAAAGAAGGCAAAUGGUCGGGAGAUGCUCCUGUAUGUGAUUUAGUGACAUGUGAUACGCCUCAUGUACCACCAGGCUCAUUUGUGGUGGGCUAUGAUUAUAAUGUUCAUUCAAAAAUUACAUACAACUGUGAUCCGGGCCAUGUGUUGAGAGGCAAUCCUAUUUUGGAAUGUUUAGAUUCGGGAGAUUGGAGCACAGAUGCUCCCUUCUGUGAAUACAUUGACUGUGGCACUAUCACUCCUGUACCUUAUGGCAGUCAUAAAUAUACUACUAAUACCACCUAUGUUGGAUCCGAAGUAACCUUUAGCUGUUCUCAGUCUCAUAAACUAAGUGGUGUCCCUAAACGUACUUGUCUGGAGUCGGGAGUUUGGAGUGAUUCAUCACCAAAAUGUGAAGAAAUACGCUGCACAGAACCAGCUUUGGCUCCUCAUAGUUUGCUGUCCGUCACAGGCAAUGAUCGUAUGUAUGGUCGUACCUUAAUAAGAACCGCCGAGAGUGCCUCAAAUUCAGCUCAAACUUAUAGAAUUGGAGCUUUAGCUAAAUAUCGCUGUGAGCGUGGUUACAAAAUGGUGGGUGAAGCUUUGGUUACCUGUGAAGACAAUGGUCAAUGGAGUGGCAAUGUUCCUGAAUGUGUUUAUGUUGAAUGUGGAGCUCCCUUGAAUAUCACCUAUGGCAAAGUAACCUUGGCCACAAAUGUCACCUAUUACGGAGCAGCUGUCCUGUACGAGUGUGAUACUAAUUUCAAGUUAGAUGGCGUUUCCAGACGUUUGUGUACCGAAGAUGGCAGCUGGAGUCAUGAGGCCCCACAUUGUGUUGAAAUCACCUGCGAUGAACCAGAUUUAAGUGAAAGUCUUAUAGUGGAGGCUGGUGAGAGAUCAGUGGGUUCCUUAGCCAAAUUUAGAUGCCAAAGAGGACGUAAUUUGAUUGGUAAUGAUACGAGGGUGUGUCAAAAAUCUGGCAAAUGGACGGGUAAAACUCCAGCGUGUAAACCUGUUGAUUGUGGACGUCCCUUGCCCAUUGAGAAUGGUAGAGUAAUUGUGGUCAAUGAAUCUACCCUAUAUGGUGGCUCGGCUGAAUAUCAUUGCAUACCAGGAUUCAAUCGUAUUGGCCAAUAUUUGCGUAAAUGUACUGAAGAUGGUAUGUGGAGUGGAGAUGAGCCUCGUUGUGAAUUGACCGCUACAGAAGCUCAAGAAAGUGGCAGCUUAGGAACAGGCAUUGCUAUAGGAGCCACCGUUAUUAUAGCUUUACUCAUUUUGAUUGGUCUGAUAUUCAUACACCGCAAUAAAGCCAGGCCGGUAAAGAAUACGGAAAAUAUACAAGCGGCCGAAUCUAAAGACGAAAGAAAUGCUGCUGUCAUGUCCUAUUCAACACUAGAAGCUAAUAAUAGAAAUAUGCACUUGGAUAAUGGACCGCCAGCUACUUUUAAUACGUUCCAAGGUGGAAGGGGUAUGAAUGGAAAUGGUACAGCAAGUCGGGGAGAAAAUAUCUACGAUCAAAUACCCAACGAACAGUUCUACGAUGCCCCUUAUGAAAUGCGCACAAAUGAUGAGGUCUAUGAACCAGAACCCACAGCUAGCAAUGUCAUCACUAUUAAUGGUAUAUCUGUUAGAUAAACUUUUAUAUAUCUUUUUUAUAAGAUUGUUAGUUUACUUGAACAGCUAUAUUCCAAAAUUGUUUUAUUUAAAGAAAAUGAAAAAAAAUGACUGUAUUAUUAUCAAAAUUUGAUUGAAAUAACUUUAUUCCUUAAGUAUCCUAAAAAAAACAAGAAAGAAAAAAACAAAUUUAAAACGUAUGUUUUGUAGAUUUUGUAUAAAGAAAAUUUAAUUAUAAUUGUUUAGUUUGUUAAGUAUUUUUUUUUUGUUUUAAAUAUAAGUUUUAUUGUAUGUGUACAUGUAAAUAUUUAAUUAGUGAGUAUGUGAUUUGUUAUAAUAUAAAUACUUAAACUUAUAUACAUAUUUAUUUUGGCCUUUAACUAAUAACUACUUAAUGAAAACAAAACAAACAAUUUAGUACUUAUGGUAAAAAAAUAA
This is a messenger RNA of Calliphora vicina (urban bluebottle blowfly), 4247 nucleotides long. RefSeq names its product furrowed (gene fw). The transcript is spliced from 13 exons. The record is from RefSeq and is a predicted model, not a curated record. NCBI's taxonomy places the organism in Eukaryota, Metazoa, Arthropoda, Insecta, Diptera, Calliphoridae. Bases 228 to 3830 code for a protein of 1200 amino acids.